Lates calcarifer (barramundi perch) is the source of this 6041-nucleotide messenger RNA. RefSeq names its product zf-DHHC domain-containing protein. Bases 40 to 963 code for a protein of 307 amino acids. Lineage: Eukaryota; Metazoa; Chordata; Actinopteri; Centropomidae. Gene Ontology annotation, molecular function: palmitoyltransferase activity. The record is from RefSeq and is a predicted model, not a curated record. The transcript is spliced from 9 exons.
GCGGAAGCUGGGGGACAGGGGGGCGGAGCCCGGCACAAGAUGGCGUCUCUACGCUGUAGGCGAGAUCCCUGCGGCGUUAUCUGUCUGAUUUUAACUUAUUUUAGCGUGUUUUACGCGGACUACGUGGUCAUACAGUAUGUCCUCAUCCCCACCUACUCGGGCAGUGUGUGGUGUACUCUACAUGGAUCAGUCUUCAACCUGAUUCUGCUGCUGCUGCUGGCCUGCCACUCCAAAGCUGUCUUCUCAGAUCCCGGUAUGGUGCCUCUCCCUGACACAGCCAUAGACUUCUCAGACCUUCGCUCGCAGUCGUCUCGGAUGAAUGAGCGAGGCUGCGAGGGCUGGACCGUGUGCAGCCGCUGUGAAACCUACAGACCUCCCAGAGCGCACCACUGCCGUGUCUGUCAGAGGUGUAUACGCCGCAUGGACCAUCACUGUCCGUGGAUCAACAACUGUGUCGGGGAGCUGAACCAGAAGUAUUUCAUCCAGUUUCUCUUCUACACCGGUAUGGCCAGUCUGUACUCCAUGGUGCUGGUGGUGUCGGCCUGGGUGUGGCGGAUAAGGAACGAGAGAGGAGGCGACGCAGAGAAGGACGGAGAGGAGACGCCCAGCAAACACCUGAUAGUUGCUCACUACAUCAUCCUCCUGGUGGAGUCGGUGUUGUUUGGUGUAUUUGUCAUGGUUAUCUUCUAUGAUCAGUUGGUCUCCAUAAUCACAGACGAGACUCCCAUAGAGCAGAUGAGGAACCGGCUGAUGAUCAAGGACAGAGGCUCUUCAUCUUCCUCUGCUUCAUCCUCCUCCUCACAGCUGCCUCACCACCCAUCACACACCCGCAAGCCGAAGCUCGCUCUGCUGCGGGAAGUCUUCGGAAGAGGUUCAAUCUUUUGCUGGCUUCUGCCUCUCCACUCCAGCCCUCCGUCUGUCGGCGGCAUCACCUACUCCGCCCUGCCCGACUAUGACGUCUGACCUUUGACCUGUGAGAGCGAGAAGGGACGAGGAAAAGAUGGCGAGGGAGGUUUUGUGUGUGUGUGUGUGUGAGAAUGAGUUUUCUGCCUAACUAUGAUGUCUUAUCUUUGGACCUGAGAGAUGAAGAGGAAGGAGGACGAAGGCCGAGAUGGGGGAGAGUGAGUGUGUGCAAGGUGAAUGAAUGAAUGAAUGUUUGGAGUGUGUUUGGUUUUAUCCCCCAGGACUUAAAAAAAAAUCAGCCUCAGACCCCAGACUCAUGAAAAUCUCUUCUCUGUCUUUCCUGUCAUGAGGGAAGAGCACUGACGGCCCCUGAUUAGUCCCGAUCGAUAGUUAACUACCAGCAUUCUCUUAUUGUUUCGACAUAAGUGGAGGUUUUGACCCUGUGAGGACACUGGGGUUUGACUGAUGAGGGUUUAACAAGGCUGAUGUGAAUAUUUUAUACUGAAGCUGCUGAUAUUGGGUUUAUUAACCAACUUAAAAUUUGACUUUUUUAUGUCCAGUAGUUUAAAUAGUCAGAUUUGGACAUUUAGGCCAUCAUGAGACAUUAAGACUGUCCAUAGAAACCACUAGAUGCUGAUGACGGAGCCUAAUAAACAGUCUGCAAAUUAUUUAUGUGUUCUUCCAAGAAACGGGGGUAGUUUUCACAAAACAUCCGAAGAGUAAAAGGUUAGGUCUGAGAGAAGUUAGAGACAGUCCGGACGACUUCUAAGGCCAGUGUUAUACUUAACGAAUCCGUGAGUACGCAAGGGAUUUUUCAGAAAUCUUGUCAGUGGAGGUUGUAUACCGAGGCUCUGUGUGGACAUCCGUGAUUCCACAAAUUUGUUGUGUCCUAUGCAGACUUGUAUUUUAGAAAAAUACAGUGAAAACAAUGAGGAUUCCUAAGUCAGUUCAUUCACGACCUGGGUAAACCUUGCGUCUACUUUUAGUUCGGACUUCUCUCAGUUCCUUCGUAAAAGUUGUUUUGUAAAAAGGUUUUCAUCUUCACUCCACCGAGGAGGAUCCCUAAGGUGAGAUGAGAAGUUACUUUGUUUAUACAGCCAACAACGAUUACCGAGUCGAUUCCCGACUUUGAUCCGUAUCGACCCUCGUGUCAGUCAAACCCCAGUGCAUUUUUUGCGACAAUGCAUUUGAGGGAGUUGACUUCUUGCCAGUAUUUAUGCUAACAGAUGUUUUAGCAUAUAAACUUUCUGUUGUCAGUCCUUAACAAGCUACUGAAGGAGGUCAGGAGCAGUGGCUCUUAGUGCUUUCUAGACCUCCAAAACUGAAAACUGAUCAAAACUGCCCUUGUGUUUGUUGAGUACUGAAUUAGUUUGUUACUGAAUUAUGUUACGCAAGGUGACAGAGAAAUUAUUUAUGUUUUGUGUACAGAAUCAAAUUCUGUUUAAUUUUUUUCCUGCCCCGCUCAUUAUCCAAGUUGAGCUUUAAGAUUUAAAAAAAAUGACUGGAGAUGCACUGAUAUGGAUUUUUAAAACUGAUAUCUAACAUUUUUCCAUCCUGUAUCAGUGGAGCUUAGUGACGUAACAGGUGCAAAACAGGUUAAGCUUUAAUGUUUUUUGAGGAAACUGAUCAUUGACAAUACUUUUACAGCAUGCUGAUGUGCACUACAAGGCCAAAAAUAUGUGGACACCUGGACAUUACACCCAUAUCUCACUGUUGGACAUCUCAUUUCAAAACGACAAGCUGCUAAACAGUUGUACAGUUGAAACUGUUGUGUAAAAUAUAAUUGUGUGCUACGUUAAGAUUUCCCUUCAAUGGAACAAAGCCCAAACCACAAAUAACAGAUGUCCACAUACUUUUGGCCACAUGUUGGAUUAGUGCAUAUUGUAUCCAACAGCUUAAUACAAACACCAAAAACCACUGUAGGUCAAUGUAUUUUCUAUUAUUUAUUUGUUUUUAUUCUAAAAUCAACCACUCGAGCUCAAGGUAUCAGAUUACACCACGACCGAAACACUAUAGAAACAUUUUUAAAGGUAAUUUUUCGUGUUUAGCGAGAUGACAGACACUAGCUAUUUGCCCUCAUUACUUGCUGUGAAUUAAUACACCCAAACUGAUGAAGUAAUAUAAAUAAUAGAGACAAAUAAGGUCUUUAAAGAGUUUGGUGUGAUGCCUUGGGUUCAUAAGCAAACAGGAAAUGGAGAAGUCUAAAAAAUGAUUCCUUUUUUGUGUUUUGUUUAAUUUUUUUCACCAUUCCUGUGUUUAUUUUGAAGUACAAAGAAGUUUGACGUGCUACUAACUGUGUUACACUGUGUUACACUCACACAUAUACAGACAUAUAUAAACACAAACAUGCAAAGAGGGUGUGAUUUAAGGUUUAAAAAAAGAGGGGGAUGCUGGACAAAGAGACACAAGUAUUGUUUACUGUCACACUACCCUUAAAUUCUGUUGUUAGCCCCGGAAAUGGAAGUAAUAUUUUGUGUCAUUCAUUCCUCUUUAAAUCACCCCAACACAAAUACACAAAUACACAAACACACAUAUUCAGAGUACACCUCUCAGUAUUCUGCUAAAUCUCAGUGAAGGGAUGUUUCUUAACUUAUUCAUUGUUUCUAACUAUUCCGUGGAGUUGACUCUACCAGUAACUGUAUUUUUUAUGUGAGGGGUGAAGCUGCCUUUGCUCUCUGAUCUGGAUUUACAUUUGCUGCCUCCUUAAUGUGAUGGGGACGUUGUAGUCUCAUAGACUUAACAAGACUUUUUUGUUGAUGUGGAUGUGGGCAGAGCUUUCUGUCUGCUUUCUGAUGGGCUCUGAAGAAAUUCACUUGAUUGAUCAUUGGGAAAACGAAUGAUGAAUUAUUGAUUAAAUGGGCUACUAAAGAAAGUGUGGUUUUCCUCAAUGAAAUCUUAAUUCUAAGAACAAAUUAUAGUUAAUACGACUUCCUCCACUGUCACCAUGUUUGUUAUUAGAAAGUUUCGACUCAGAGCUGCCCUCUAGUGGAUGUAUUGGUUAACAUCCAUGCUAACGAAAGGGACAAAUGGAAGUACAGUUGAUAUGUGUUCACAUCAGAAGCUGAAAUAACAAGUAUAACCAUCAAACACUCACUGCAACACAAAGGCAGCUUCACCCAUCAGUGUGUUUUUAUCUCUGUGUGUAUAUAGUUAUUCAGAAUUCUGUGUUUGACCUCAGCUUAACACACAUUUCAGAUACACAAGGGAACAUUAUGACAAGUGCUUAUAUUAAUUAUCCAUUUUAACAUAGUAUCAUGAUGGGCCUCUAAAAACUGCCAGUCGGGAGAUGAAGUCACUUGUUUCCUCUGAAAAGCUCUGUUUUUUAUAUCAUGUGACUUUAAUCACAUGGACUGAUCUGGAUUUUUUAAUAUACUUUAACAUGUUUGAAGGAAAAAUUUACUGAUAAUGACUCUUUGAUUUAACAAAAUUAAGUUUAUCCUCAAGUCUCUCAACAAAUUAACUGGAAACCUGGAGCGACGUUAGCAGUGGUUAUGAGAAGCAUACAGCCUCGUUUAAGACUUUGUAAUACUGCAUUCACAAAAAAAAAAAAAGUCUGACCAACACAUUAUUUGCAUUUGUAAAAGGUAUCAAAGAGCCUUACUUUUACUUAAAGUAAACCAGCUGCUGUGUUGAAUCCAAAAUGUUUCCACACAUUGUUCUCCGAUGGUUUGCUGUCAUGAUUAUCUGUUUGGCCAGUAUUGCUAGUGUCAAGCAGUAGUUCAGUAUUUUGGUAAAGACGUUAGUUUGUUUCUUCUUCUCCUCCUUCUUUUUGCUCAUGGUCUAAAUGUGCAUUUUCUUCAGUAAGGCUUAAUGGGUCAGACGUCCGUCAAGCUAAAAGAGGCCUUACUUCUGUUGGGUUGUGGGCUGUAGAAUUGGGGCGGAAGCUCGAGGGAACAACUGGUUGUAAUUUUUCCCAAAUGUUUCUCAUAACCAUUGGUGACCACUCUCCAAAUACUUCUUGACAGGCAGUUACAUUUACAAUACAGCCUCUGUACUAGGUUUGGUUUUCUUUAACUGUACAUAAAAAGGUUCAUAUUUUAUAUUGACGAUGUGCAAUUCUCAUGAAGGGAACGUUACUGAACUCAGAGCAUCUUGUUUAUUCGGUUUGUUUGUUUUUUUGUUGUUUUCUAUCGCGAUCUAGGGUAAAACAAAACAAGGUUUGAAAUGUUUUUGUUUUUGUGAAUAUUUUCAAGAAUUGUGAGAUGCAUGAGGUUUUCUCCUUUAAUUAGUCUCCUUGAAUUUAACUUUUUUGGCCAUAAUUAAAGAGUGAUGGAGGCAAUAUUAGGUUCUCCUGCCUUUCUUUUGGAAAAAUCAGAAUAAUUUGCGAUGAUCCCACAUCACUCAGUCUUACAAAUUAAACCAAGUGCACCUCAAAUUUGUCAGAAACAUUUCAAACUGUACAUGUUUUUUGUCCAGGUGUGUGUUAACUAUCAGGGUAAUGGCUUGCUUGUUUGAUUCUGUUGAGAAAUGCAGUUGAUCUGUUUUUUCCAUUCAUUUAUUUCAUAUCAAUGUUGAUCAACAGGGUGCGCUUGUUUCAUGCACAUCGUUACGGUUUCCUCCUCAGCAACAGAACUGAUUCACCCACUGUUCGCUGAAACAAAACAAGCGCACCCUGUUUGCUGUUUUACUUGACAGCGGGAAGGAAUGUGUGUACAAACAAAGAGGGCAUGAAAUUGACAUUUAGCCGCCAGCUAAACACUUGGAUAUUAGACAUUCUAGACAAACUUAGGACAAAUGAAUUGAUUAUGAGCUGAACCGAUCCAACAAAAUGUCACACAUGACUGUUUGAAAUACUAAAUUAAAACAAUAACACUCAAUGCUCUUGUCUUUAGCUUUUUUUAGUUGAGACAAGAGUGAACUGAUUUUGCACACUCAGCGCACUUUGGCUCCUGAGGAGUUUUUCCUCAGCUGGUAAAACUUUAUAUUUUUUGGCUGGUUGGCUGAAAACGUUAGUUUCACGCCCUGCAAACAAAACCAACAAAGAGUCUAAUAUCAUGUGGCUUCAUGAUGAACAAGUUUACAACCAACUGAUGUUUUAUUUAUUGUUACUAUCUUGAAACCGUGACCUGUGUAUUAUUCCUAUUGACAUGCUGCUCUGGCUCGUUCAACUGGAAGUAAAACGGAUGUCUUUUAAUCUA